AUGUCAAGGAUACAACAGAAUAAAAUAAGAAUAAAACACCAUUGUUGUAAAUAUGUUCUUCAAAUUUUUCAAUCAUUUACUAUCCUAAUCUUCCUUAUUAAUCAUGUCAAAGGCAACAUUUCAUUUUCUAAAGACGGAACAAAUUCGGAAACAAACGGGUUAAGAAGAUACAGCAACGAGGAGAUUACUAGAAUUUUCGAUUUAAAUAAUAUAAACAGACACAGAAUGAGAAGAAGCACUGAUCUCCGAUUGAUUUCAGCAAGUGCUGAAAAUGGUGGUUCAUUUCCUUGGAAAAAGCGCUAUUACGUUACUAGAUGGCAUAGAAGACGAUUUGUCCCAACUGUCAAUUCAAGGGAAGAUGGAUCUCUACUCACUGCCGUUGAGCUUGUAAGUUCAAUAUUUUUAAAAAUUUUACCAUUAAAUCCAAUAUGGAAAAAAUUCAUUUUAAAGUCAACAGUGCCUCGACGAUUAUGUGGAAUAAAAUUAACGAACAGAACCAGGGAACUAUGUGGCGAGUAA
This is a messenger RNA of Meloidogyne enterolobii, 519 nucleotides long. The record is from the annotation of a GenBank genome assembly. NCBI's taxonomy places the organism in Eukaryota, Metazoa, Nematoda, Chromadorea, Rhabditida, Meloidogynidae.